Molecule: messenger RNA, 1266 nt
Organism: Phytophthora nicotianae INRA-310
Lineage: Eukaryota; Oomycota; Peronosporomycetes; Peronosporales; Peronosporaceae
Exons: 1
Coding region: 1-1266 (421 amino acids)
Source: RefSeq, a predicted model, not a curated record
AUGAGCAGGAAUGUUCUUCGCUCUCCCAACACUCAUGCUCUAAACGACGCUCUAAUUUACGAUGACACCGAAUUCAAGAGACCAGCGAGAGAAGUAGAGAUCUACGAGGCCAAGGCCGUUGCCAGUACUGACGUAUCUUCCCAGUAUCCGCAGCGAUCCCGAGCUUUAGAGUCCUCUUUGAUUACAGUGAACCAGGGUGUUCUUCGUCCCCCCAACAGCCACACUCUAAACGAUGCUGUAAUUUACGGUACCGUUGAAGCCAAGAGGCCCGCGAGGAAUAUUGAGCUCGCCAAGGUUCAAUACCCACAGCACUGCCGAACAUCCGAGCACGUUCUCUCGACAGAGUUAGCAAGAACUCAUCUGGGAGAACAUGGCGCUGCGGUCGCUAUAAACCGUCCAAUAACGACCUCGAGAAUGCCCUCGUUAAUGAACACUGAGCAGCAAACACUAACCUCCGACAGCCGCGAUGCGACUGCUAUUACAAUCCAAACUAUGCCAGAAACAGUCAGAAGCUCGAACCCCUACGAGGCCACAAUACAGCAAGUUAUCGCAGAGAGGGAGCGUAUCCGAACACUUCGACGUGAGCGUCAGAUCCGGUACAGGAAGAAGAAGCACGAGUACAUGCUCAGUCUUGAAGCAGAAACAAAGAUACUUCGAGAGAGAAUCAAGAUCCUCAGUCAGCGAAAGUCUGCGCUAUCCGCAAUCGACGCAACCCAACAAAAUGUUUGGAACGUUGCUGUGGAAUAUUUCAAACUCUUUCGCUACGGUCUUUCAGCCAAUGGACAAUCCUCUACCAGCAAAGGCAGUACUCAAUUGGAUUUCCUUCGAUCUUCAAUGUCACCCGACGUCAUUUUCAACGCACAACAAGGUAUUGAGACCAUGAUUACCAGUUGGAAAUACAUUACGUACGCGUUCCAAGCCCUGGAGAUAGAGCUGGAUAGCUUGGUCAGAAGUGUUGAUGGGUCGCUUGUCGCCACCACGACAACCAGUGUCUCUAUCAGUGGGCUCACAAUUCGUAACGUGUUCCCGCAUCUUUGUAGUGGCGAAGACGAAGACUUGCAUCGACUGGCUGGGAAAAUUGUUGGUCAUCGAUUCCACCUGGACGGAGUGACUCGUUUCGAGUGGGAUGCCGCGUCUCGACGAGUCUCUGCUGUGAUAUCUCAAUCAGAUAUGCUCACUCCGAUGCUGUGUCUUCUGGGUAACUUGGAUGACGUCUCUCGCGUAUUUUACAAGUCCCAUAUUUCGUCAGAUUUCCAAUGGAAAUAA